This is a messenger RNA of Paramormyrops kingsleyae, 1647 nucleotides long. RefSeq names its product teleost multiple tissue opsin 2a (gene tmtops2a). Gene Ontology annotation, molecular function: G protein-coupled receptor activity. Gene Ontology annotation, cellular component: membrane. NCBI's taxonomy places the organism in Eukaryota, Metazoa, Chordata, Actinopteri, Osteoglossiformes, Mormyridae. The record is from RefSeq and is a predicted model, not a curated record. Gene Ontology annotation, biological process: G protein-coupled receptor signaling pathway; visual perception.
UCAUCGUUUUGGUCUAGUAUUAAGACGUUGGACCUCAGUAGGAGAAAUAAAAAUCAGCAAAUUAGAUUUUUUUUUUACACAGUUACUGUUAUUGAUUGAUGCCGGUCAUUUACACUUUUUGAAUUUUUACCAUUAAAUUUUUUUUUUUGUUUGGUUUCCAGAUUUGAUUACAGAAAUAUUGUGAUGUAGCCUGUUUAAAUUUUUAAACGCGCGUGAAACUUUGUUUAGCUAAGAGCCAAGUUGCGGUGCUGUAUGUGGCCGAUUGAAAAUGCUAACAUUAUCGGGUAGGUAGGUUGCGAGCAAAAUAAUACGGUAAUAACCCGAUGCAAUACCCGGGACAGAAGAUAUAAUGUUUUCGCAGUUAAGUAUGAAUGGCAGCUCCAACGCGAGCGGCGACACCACUUCCACAAUUGAGCCAGAAUGGAGCGACAAGCCAGCAAACGCCUUGUCCAGGAGGGGGCACACCGUGGUGUCUGUGUUUUUGGGAUUGAUCAUGGUUCUUGGCUUUUUUAACAACCUCAUCGUCCUCAUCCUGUUCUGCAAGUUCAAGACUCUGAGGACUCCGGUGAAUAUGCUUCUUCUCAACAUCAGCAUCAGCGACAUGCUGGUCUGCAUAUUCGGCACCCCGUUGAGCUUCGCUUCCAGCCUCCGUGGACGGUGGCUGGUCGGGAGAUACGGGUGCAUGUGGUACGGCUUCAUAAACUCCUGUUUUGGAAUCGUGUCCCUGAUCUCUCUGGCCAUGCUGUCAUAUGACCGCUACAGCACAUUAACCGUGCACAGGAAGGGGGGUCUGCACUUCCGCAAGCCCCUUCUGGCAGUUGGAGGAUCCUGGCUGUACUCUCUACUUUGGACAGUUCCCCCCCUACUGGGCUGGAGUAGUUAUGGGUUGGAGGGAGCCGGGACGGGCUGCUCCGUGACCUGGACGGCUCGCACACUGCUUUCACACUCCUACAUCAUCUGCUUGUUUAUCUUCUGUCUGGUCCUGCCCGUGUCGCUCAUGGUCUACUGCUACAGUAGGUUGCUAUAUGUCAUCAGGCAGGCCGGAAAGACCCGGAAGACAGCAGCCCGGCGCAGACAGCUCCACAUCCUCUUCAUGGUGGUUGCUGCAGGGGCAUGCUACCUGCUCUGCUGGAUGCCUUACGGCAUCGUGGCGCUGACGGCCACCUUCGGACGGCCCGGCAUCAUCCCGCCCAUCGCCAGUGUGGUGCCCUCCAUUCUGGCUAAGAGCAGCACCGUCAUCAACCCCGUAAUCUACUUCCUUAUGAACAAGCAGUUUUACAGGUGUUUACUGAUCCUGUUCCGCUGUCAGGAGGGGGCGCCAGAGGACACCCGCACCUCUGUGGCAUGUAGGAACACAGCUGCUCACGACAAAACCAUGGUUGGCAUCAUGCAGCAUGCCGGGAACACCCCUGAGUCCCUUCACUCCCGUGUCUAAGAGCGGCGCCCCCUGCAGGGCAGCCCUAUACAUUCUUCCCCACAUUCCGGUAGAAUGUAUCCCUGUGGUGACUUCAUUUCAACAGAAAUCUCAUGUCUGGAUCAUCCUUGUCAUAAAGUAGAUGCGUGUGAGAUGGUGUCUGUAUUCAAAUGUUAUAAAGAAGAAAUUAAGCCUGUAUCUGUUGUGUUUAAUAAAUAGUGAUGAAACACAAA